AUGAACAGAAACACAGCUGCUCUUACUGGGGCUACAGAGAGAGCAGAGCCUGACCCCAUGCUGGUCUCAGAGGUCAGGGGUGGCACAUCCGGGCCCCAGACGACGACCCCGGCCCGGUCCCGCCCCUCCCUUCCCCGGCUGGAGCCCGAGCCGCAGCCCCCCCCCCCUUCGCGCGCGGAGCCCCGGCAUUGGCGGGGCCGCGGGGGCCAGGCCGCUCGGAGGGUCCCGUCCCGUCCCGUCGGUCCCUCCGUCCCGUCCCGUCGGUCCCUCCGUCCCGUCCCGUCGGUCCCUCCGUCGGCCGCCAGGCGCCCCAGGCCGCUCCGCGGGAAGCGGCCCGGACGCAGGCGGGCGCGCGGCGGCCCCAGGUCACUCACCGUGUCCGGUCGGACGCCGCUGCCCCGGCCCCGCUGGGCCCGGCCUGAAAUAGCCGCAGGCCCCGCCCCCGCCCGCCCGCCCCGCCCGCCGCGGUCAGCGCGGAAAACCCGCGGGCGGAGCCCGGCGGCCCGGGCGGGCGCCGUCCCCCCGCCGGCCGGCCAUUGUCCACACCGGCCCGACCGGCUGCCAAGGCCACGGCCGCGUCACAGCCGGGGCCGGGGAGCCGCCCGCCCCCGCCCUCGGGGACCCCCUGACCUCGGGGAGCCCUCUGACCUCGGAGAGAUCCCCGCUUGGGGAGACCCCAGCUCUCGGGGAGCCGCCCGCCUCCACCCGGGGAGCCCGCCCGUCCCCGCCCUCGGGCACCCCCCGCCCUCGGGGACCCCCUGCCCUCAAGGAGCCCGUCCCCGCCCUCGGGCACCCCCUGCCCUCGGGGACCCCCUGCCCUCGGGGACCCCCGCCCUCGGGGACCCCCUGCCCUCAAGGAGCCCGUCCCCGCCCUCGGGGACCCCCGCCCUCGGGGACCCCCUGCCCUCGGGGACCCCCGCCCUCGGGGACCCCCUGCCCUCAAGGAGCCCGUCCCCGCCCUCGGGGACCCCCGCCCUCGCCGGCCCAGGGCCCGGGAUGCUCCUGGGGCACAGCGGCGGCCGCACAGGCCCCCUGGGCUCCGCAGGACGGGGCCGGGGCUUCCUCUUCCUCGGUCCGGGUCGUGUCUGCGAGGCCCCCUGCCCUGGGGCCCUGAAGACCCCCGCUUCCGGCUGCCCCUCCGGCCGCCCAAGCCCCCAGAAGGCGAACAUCUGGAGCCACUCACAGGAGCUGCUGCAUCCCUCCCCCGGCUCCAGGGCCUGA
Molecule: messenger RNA, 1221 nt
Organism: Dipodomys spectabilis (banner-tailed kangaroo rat)
Lineage: Eukaryota; Metazoa; Chordata; Mammalia; Rodentia; Heteromyidae
Product: basic proline-rich protein-like
Exons: 4
Coding region: 1-1221 (406 amino acids)
Source: RefSeq, a predicted model, not a curated record